UCCCGGUGGAACUAACCUACAAUAUCUGUCGUAUUUUUAUUAAAAUUUCAUUGAAAUUAAACGAAAAGUGAGGAAAUUGGUACCACAAUACUAACAAUGUAUAAGUUAUAAUUAGAGAUAAUUGUUAAUGAUACAACACAGUAGAAGCAGACGCUGAUAAAAUGCUGCCUCCAAAAUUACUGACAUAAUUAUUUACAUAAUCUCCAAAAACAAGGAAAUAAAAUGAGCAGCUUAGCCGAAAAACCAACACUCAAUUGGAAAGAAUUCGUUUGCGGGUGGGGGGCGGCGUUUAUCAACGUAACUGUAACUUAUCCGAUUAAUAAAAUUAUAUUUAGACAGAUGUUGCACGGGAUAAAAGCAAAGAAAGCGUUCUAUCAGCUGCACGGCGAGGGUAUUUUUUUCCUGUACAGGGGCAUCCUGCCGCCGCUAUGUCAGAAAACUUUGUCCUUGUCUAUAAUGUUUGGGGUUUACGAGCAGGUCCGGCAGCCUCUGGUCGAGACGGGCGUAAACCGGUAUAUGGCAAAAGCGUUGGGAGCUUUAAUUUCAGGAACGACCGAAGCCGCCCUAAUGCCGUUCGAGCGGGUUCAAACGUUAUUACAAAACGCCCAUUACCACGACGAAUUCAAAAACACUUUUCACGCAUUUAAAGCGCUCCGAUCGUACGGACUGGUCGAGUAUUAUCGAGGCCUCGUUCCCAUCUUGUUAAGGAACGGUCCGUCCAACAUUGGGUUCUUCAUAGCACGGGAGGAGCUCCAGAACUGUAUGCCGAAAUACGAUAACGAAUUUAUAAGGACGUCUACCGAAUUCAUGUGCGGCGCUCUGAUAGGUGUCGUACUGUCGAGCAUUUUCUAUCCUUUGAAUGUGUUGAAAGUGGCCAUGCAAAACAAGAUCGGGGGCGAAUUCGAGAAUCCCGUUAAAGUAUUCGUACAAAUUUACAGGGACAGGGGCUGCAAGGUUAGGUAUUUUUAUCACGGCGUUCAGAUGAACUGCGCCAGGGCUUUUAUCAGCUGGGGGGUGAUGAAUACCGCUUACGAACACAUAAAGGCUGUUAUCUAUUAGAAUAUUUAAAAUUCCGUUUCUAGUGCAAUUUGUUGAACUUGUAAAAUAUUUUUAUAAUUUUGUUUUAAUUUUUACGUUACAGUUUUCCAUGCAUCCAUACAACUCAAAAACGCAAAAAAAAGUGAAAACGCGCUUCUAAAUCAAACGAUGAUGUCACUAUGCAAAUUUAAAACCGCAUCUGGUGCUAAUUUUUAUUGUCGAACCUGUACAAUAUUUUUAUAAUUGUUUUUCCAUUUUGUCUGUCUUGAUUUG
Cylas formicarius (sweet potato weevil) is the source of this 1311-nucleotide messenger RNA. RefSeq names its product mitochondrial nicotinamide adenine dinucleotide transporter SLC25A51. Lineage: Eukaryota; Metazoa; Arthropoda; Insecta; Coleoptera; Brentidae. The transcript is spliced from 2 exons. The record is from RefSeq and is a predicted model, not a curated record. Bases 223 to 1059 code for a protein of 278 amino acids.